AUGUUAGGCAAAUUCAAAGAAGCGGUGAACAAGAAAGGCAUAAAGGCGCCGAAUCUGGCGGGGUCCGUUCUGGCGCCGGUCGGACCGGGACCAGCGCCGACGCCCGCCGGCACUCCGCGCAAAUCACCACGGAAGAAGAGAGAGAAGACGAGGAAAACGACGGAGAAGCCGAAAACGGUGCAGAAGAAGAAGAAGUCGGUGGAGCAGCCGGACGGGUCCACGACGGAAGAGGAGGAGGGAUCGAGGUCGAACGAGGACCGGUCGGACGGGCCGACAGAGGUCAGUUUUGAGCUUUAGAGCUCCGCGAGCCCUAGAAAUCAAAGGGUAUCAAAUCACUGCAAAUUCUUUCAUUUUCAGCUCCUCGGGCAAGUGUAUUCCAAAAAGGCCGAUCCGAAAGGCUUCCAAUACCGGAUCCUCCGAACCGAACGCCCGGAUCUCUUCACCAAAACCUCUGAAGAGCUGACAGGCGAGGCGGCAAAGCUAUUGGACGAUUAUCUGACGAGAAAAGGUCAAUUAAGUGACGGCGCCUUUCUGACACUGGGCCGAGUCGUGGAUUCCGAGAGGUGAGGUUGGGGAAUUUGAGAUUUCCAACGGUUUGGUACUAGCAUGAGCUCAGGCGAGCCCGAGAAUCUCACGUACUUUCAGCAAAGUGGAAGUGGGAAAGGGGGACGGUGUGGAGGUGAGUUGUCUGUUUGCACACGGACGGUUCGGCGCAGUCUACCUCGCCUACAAACAAUGCGACGGCGGAAAAACGUCGUCGACACAGUACGCCCUGAAAAUCAGUCGCCGAAUGCUGGCGUCGGCUCGCAUCCAGCACGAGAUCGCCGUUCUCGAUCACCUUUACACGAAGAAUCGGACGGGGAAGUGGAAGAAAGUGCCGUACCCGACGCACAUCAUUCCGGUGUUCUUCACGGGAACCGCCGGCGGCACCACCUACUUUAUGAUGCCGAUGCUGGACGGAUCGGUCGAGAGGGUCCGUCAAGACAUUGGGCACCGCUUCCCGUCGGCCGACGUCUUCUUCAUCGGUCAGGAGUCGAUCGUGGCGAUCCGAGAGUGCCACGCUCACUCCAUCGUGCACCGGGACAUCAAACCGACCAACUUUUUGCUCGGAGUGCAGAAUACGAAAAGUUGGUGGCUGUGCGACUUUGGCGAGGCGAGUCCGAUUGGGAAUAAGAGGAUUCUCUCGCCGCCCGACGCCCUCACUCUUCCCUUUUUGGCGCGGGAAUCCCAUCGGGCGGUCAUGGAGUUGGUUCCGAGCAGCACGAGGAUGGAUAUCGAGAGUUGGUUCUAUAUGGUCCUCGAUCUGUGAGUUUUCCGCUUGAUUUGCUCUUUUCAACUUUGACAACCUCAACUCAGAUUCGUUCCACUUCCCUGGCAUUCGCUCACCGAAGAAUCCGAAGUGCUGACCGCCAAAAACGUCUUCUGGUCGUCGCUCGACUCGUUUUUCCAGUCCGCCGGCGCCCAAACACCCCCGCAAUGCGCGGCACUCGCCCAGAUCGUGGCGGGACCCAUCGACGAGCACGUGUACGGUCGGCUCACUUCGGUGCUCCGCGACGGAUUUCAAAAGAACGUGGAGUCGCCGCCGUGGAGGCCUUCGUGGGCCGACAAACGGAAAAGAGCCCAACUGCCGGCACCGAAGGAGGCAACCGCGACGAAGCCGCCGAAAAAGGGCAUCAUAAUGGCGAUGGUCGAGCAGAAGGUUUCGAGGAAGAAGAACAGGAAGAAGAAGUGA
Molecule: messenger RNA, 1732 nt
Organism: Caenorhabditis sp. 36 PRJEB53466
Lineage: Eukaryota; Metazoa; Nematoda; Chromadorea; Rhabditida; Rhabditidae
Source: the annotation of a GenBank genome assembly